Closterium sp. Naga37s-1 is the source of this 2088-nucleotide messenger RNA. The record is from the annotation of a GenBank genome assembly. NCBI's taxonomy places the organism in Eukaryota, Viridiplantae, Streptophyta, Zygnematophyceae, Desmidiales, Closteriaceae.
AUGGCGGGUGGUUUGGCAGCGCUCGCGGAGGUGUCGCUCGCGAAAGAGAAGAUCGUAUUGGACGAGGCUGAUUGGAACGCGAUUCUCGACGCCAUGCGGCCGUACGAGAACCGUGCGCCCAAUGACACGACACUCCGUACGCCGAACCGUGCGCCGAACGGUACGCCGGCGGAGAAGAAACGGAACGGCACGACGAGCGUCGUCCGGAAAGCAGCCAGCGCUGUCAAGAAGACACUCAGCUCGAUCACUGUAACGAAGACGAGGCUUAUAACGAAAAAGAGCACGCUAACGAGGACAACCGAGGCGGAAGGGGGGCCAUCGCCUCCCGCCAAGCGUAGAAAGCUCGAUAGCGCGGGUCACGAUCAGACUGGCAAAGGGGGCGGAGAGGAGGGAGAAGCAGGCAAGGAGAGGGAGAAGCAGGGCGUGUGGUGGUCGUUUAAACUUCCGGAAGUGAGCCUCAAAGACCCUAAUAAAUCGUUAAUGAGUGAGCUAGUAACGCGGAAGAUCGGCGGAGGUUCAGGGGUCAAGGACGGGGGUUUAGCGGCGAAGAACGUGAACGGUAAGGGCAAAGGCGCAGCUAAUGCACCAUCAGUAGCGGUGGCGGCAGCGGCAGCGGCGGCGCCGGCAGCGACGUCACAGAAGCGGAAACUACCGUCAUGGGCGGAGGGGAAGGGGCCGGGGGCAGCGGUGGUGAAGGGCGCGGAUCAAGUAGUGGCGGCCCCCGGCCACGCGCGCGACUUUUCUUUCCGCCGCGACGUGCAAGGUGCGAGCAUUGGGUUUGAUGGUUUGGUGCAAGGGGGAAAGGGGGGAAUGGGGAAAGGGGAGAAUGGAGAAAGGCCGGGGGCAGCGGUGGUGAAGGGCGCGGAUCAGGUGGUUGCGAACCACGGCCACGCGCGCGACUUUUCUUUCCGCCGCGACGUGCAAGCAACGUCACUCUUCCGUUCCAUACCAGUGCUCGCACAAGACAUCUACGCGCGCUUCCCCGGGAAGGUGGUGUACCGCCGCGAGCGCAAUGGGGUGGAGGCAGCAGCGAGGGAGCUCUAUGCAGCUGUUAAGAAUGGGGCCAACGACAGCAGCGGCAAAGUGGCGGUGGGGCUGGACUGCGAGUGGAAGCCCACGUGGGGGAAAGGCCCGGAGAAUCCCUGUGCACUGCUACAGCUCUGUGCCAACGCGGACGUCUGUUAUCUCUUCCAUCUCAAGUUCACCGGAGUUCCCGAGACUCUCCGUGCAUUUCUCAAGGAUGCUAGCGUGGUCAAGACAGGUGUAGGUGUGACAGAGGACGGCCGGAAGCUGAGGAAAGAUUUCGGUGUUGAGGUGAAUGGGCUGGUGGACUGUUCGCCUCUAGCACAGGAGAAGGCAGUGGUGCCGGAUGGAGGGCAAAUGGUGGGGCUCAAGACACUCACCCGCCUUGUGCUGCAGAAAGAGCUCGCCAAACCAAAGAGAGUCCAGUGCAGCAACUGGGAGGGCUUCCCUCUUACUGAUGCCCAGCUUAUUUACGCGUCAACAGACGCGUUUGUGUCGCUGAGAAUCUUCCAGGAACUUGACGCCAUGCCGAGCCCGUGGGAGGGAGGGAAUGGACAUGUGUCGGCAGCAGUGGCAGAAUCUGCGAUGGCUGUAUCGGUGGCAGCUGCUGCAGCAGCAGCAGCAGCAGGAGGAGAAAGAGAAGAGGAUGACAAAAAGGAGAGGCAGGAGAAGACGAAUAAAGAGACAGUAGGAAAGCAGAAGGGGAAGGAGAGGGAGGAAAAGAAGGGGAAGGAGGGGGAGGAAAAGAAGGGGAACGAGGGGAAGAAGAGCGCGAAUGGGAAGGAGGGGCAAGCAGAUGUGGAAGCAAAGACGGGGAAGAAGAGCAAGAGGAAGCAGGAGGCACCCGAGGAGGGCAAGAGCGCAGCAAGAGCAGAUGCUGGUGAAAGCAAAGCAGCAGAGGCAGACGGACCGAGAAAGAAGAGAAGAAAGCAAGGGAGCGCAGGGGAAGGCAAGGGUGAUGGUGGGAGCAGCGGCAGCAAGGUGGGGAGCUUGAAAGAGGCUGCUGCAGACACAGCGAGCAGGUGGAUGGAGCUGAUUAAGAAGGCCACCACACGACAAAAAUAG